Messenger RNA from Toxotes jaculatrix (banded archerfish), 4634 nucleotides. RefSeq names its product EMAP like 2 (gene eml2). Gene Ontology annotation, cellular component: mitotic spindle. Bases 110 to 2056 code for a protein of 648 amino acids. The transcript has 19 exons. Gene Ontology annotation, biological process: microtubule cytoskeleton organization. Lineage: Eukaryota; Metazoa; Chordata; Actinopteri; Toxotidae. Gene Ontology annotation, molecular function: microtubule binding. The record is from RefSeq and is a predicted model, not a curated record.
UGCUGAGUGAAGGAGGAAGUAGGUGUGUUGCUGUGGCUGUUGGUCAGGACAGGAGCCGCUCUGACUUCUCACUGCUGUUGACUGGUACUGUAACGGAAAACUCGCAGACAUGAAGAGAUCUUCCAGCAAAUCCAAAGAAUGCACCUUCAAUGCAGAGGACGGCUAUGUGAGGAUGUUCCUCCGAGGUCGUCCUGUCACCAUGCACAUCCCCGACCAGCAGAGGGAGAGCUACAGCCUCGACCACAAGGUGGCGCUCCCUGACCGCAAGCUCAAGCUGCAGUGGGUGUAUGGCUAUCGCGGCCGUGACUGCCGCUCCAACCUCUACCUGCUGCCCACAGGUGAGAUCGUGUACUUCAACGCCUCCGUGGUGGUGCUGUACAACACCGAGGAGCAGCAGCAGAGACACUACCUGGGCCACAACGAUGAUGUCAAAUGCCUGAGUGUGCAUCCUGACAUGGUUACCAUAGCAACGGGGCAAGUGGCUGGAAACUCUAAAGAUGGAAAGCUGCUGGCUCCUCAUGUUCGUGUUUGGGAUUCUGUGAGUCUCAACACGCUCCAUGUGAUCGGGAUGGGAGUGUUUGACAGAGCAGUCACGUGUGUGGCCUUCUCCAAGUCGAACGGAGGCACCUUCCUCUGUGCUGUGGACGAUGCCAACGACCACAUCCUGUCAGUCUGGAACUGGCAGAAGGAGAAGCAGCUGGCUGAUGUCAAGUGCUCCAAUGACUCUGUACUGGCCGCCGUGUUUCAUCCCAUGGACGCCAACCUGAUUGUCACCUGUGGAAAAUCUCACAUCAACUUCUGGACGAUGGAGGGAAACACUCUGACCAAGAGACAGGGCCUGUUCGAAAAACAUGAGAAACCAAAGUAUGUUUUGUGUGUGGCGUUUGCUGAGAAUGGAGAUGCCAUUACAGGAGACUCCAGUGGAAACAUCUAUGUCUGGGCCAAAGGUGGUAAUCGGAUCAGCCAGGUGGUGUCGGGGGCUCACGAGGGCGGGAUCUUCUCCGUAUGUGUCCUGAAGAAUGGCACCAUGGUGUCCGGAGGAGGGAAGGAUCGAAAGGUGGUGCUGUGGGACCAUGACUACAGAAAACAGGCUGAGAUGGAGGUGGGGGAGUCCUUCGGUCCUGUGCGGGCUCUGGCUGAAGGAAAACCAGAGGAGCUCUUUGUUGGAACCACAAAGAACGCCAUCAUCAGAGCUGCCUUCCCUGAUACGUUAACUCCUGUUGUACAGGGUCACACAGAUGAGCUGUGGGGUCUGGAUGUUCAUCCCUCCAUGGAGCAGUUCGUCACCUGCUCCCAGGACAAACAGGUUCACCUCUGGGACACCAACUCCCAUCAGCCCCUCUGGAGCAAGACUAUUGAUGAUCCAGGAAGAUCUGCAGGUUUCCAUCCCAGUGGGGCUGUUCUGGCUGUAGGGACCAUGACUGGAAGGUGGUUGGUGCUGGACACCGACACCCGGGAUCUUGUUUCCGUGCACACUGACGGCAACGAGAUCAUUUCCAACGUCAAGUACUCUCCAGAUGGUAACUUCCUGGCUGUGGCUUCACAUGACAACUUUGUUUACAUCUAUGCUGUGACGGAGAACGGCCGAAAGUACAGCCGUGUGGGGAAAUGCACUGGCCACUCCAGCUUCGUCACCCACCUGGACUGGUCGACAGACAGCCAGUACCUCGUCACCAACUCAGGAGACUACGAGAUCCUCUUCUGGGAGGCAUCCAGUGGUAAACAUGUGACCAACAUGGACACGGUGCGCAACCUGGAGUGGGCCACUUACACCUGCACUCUGGCCUUCAGUACCUUCGGAAUUUGGCCAGAUGGCGCAGACGGCACAGACAUCAACGCCGUGUGCAGGUCACAUGACGGAUCCCUGCUGGCCUCUGCUGAUGACUUUGGCAAAGUGCACUUGUUCUCCUUCCCCUGCUCUCAACCAAGGGCUCCGAGCCACGAGUACGGUGGCCACAGCAGUCACGUGACCAAUGUUGCCUUCCUGCAUGACGACAGUCACCUGAUCUCAACCGGCGGGAAAGAUACCAGCAUCCUGCAGUGGGUGGCCGCCUAGGCAAGGCUAUCAUCCCACAUCGCUGAUCCCCACAGGCAGGGAACAGCACCCCCUACUGGCCCCUGUCAUCUCCUCACUGUUUUAUCCUCCUGUCACCAGGGGGCAGCACCUCCUCUGUGCCUACUGGACAUAAAAAAAAAACAAAAAAACACACACACACACAUACAACCUGACCAACACGACCACACAUGGCAGCAAAUGAGAUAAUGAAUGGAAUAUUAUUUAGCGUCCAGCUGUUUGUAAUAGAAUGUAGAGAAAAUGGAUCCUAACUGUUCCCAAAAAUAAAAAAAACAACAAAAUCAACCACCACAACACCAACUCAGCUGGAAGCUGCCAGUGGUGACACACAGUAAACCUGUGAUCUUAGCGUUAGUACUAACUGUGCCUCAACUGUAUUUAUCUUAUCGCCCUUUAACAGGAAUUCCACCUAUUUUGAAGGACAAGCAUGUUGGCAAGUUGCAGCUCAACUGCAAAUCAGGUGCAACACGAUUAUGGUUAUAUUUAUAUUUAUAUUUUUGGAUUUGGUAUUAAUGUGUUUUUCCUUCUGUAUGAAAAUCAAUUCGCAGACUCUUGAAACUGAUUUCAGGUGGAUGAAUUAAAGCAUCGCCACCUAAUGAGAAUGUGAGAUGUACAGAAGAUAAUGUGGAAUUGAUGCUCACUAACUAAAAUCUUAUUUAUAAGAUAUAAAUGCAUGGAACUAAUGGAAUAUUGGAAAUGAGGAAAUACAAAAACCUAAAUAUAUAUUUAAAAAAAGCUUGAUAUGCAGAAUGAUGGGCUGUGAUGUAAAGUGUGCUUGAUUUGAAAUUCUCCUGGUGAGUGUGGUAGAUUCUUCUACACUUCUCUUUCCUGAAGCCAGAGAUGACUUCAGAUAAACAGAUUGUGCAGGGAUGUAGUCGAACAGAGUGUGUUCUUGUUCAUUAGCUUCUGGCUUUUAGAGAAAGUGAAGUGUAUGUUUGGAAGAACUCCCCAACCCGUCCUGGGGCAAAGAAAAAUUGCAUUAGAAUCCAUAAAAUGGGUGGUAUCCCCCUUUAAAAUACUUCCUGUAACCCCAUUGCCUUCUGUUACUACACUUUUUCGUCCCUCCCUGAUUUCCAAACUCUUACGGUGGACAUUGUAAGUAUUACAAGUUGGUGUUGGAGCUGCUGGAGAUCGUAAACGGUACGAAGUGGCUGUUUUGUCCUGAGCCCCCUCAUUUGUCCCGCAGCCCCCCCUCCCUCCCAGGGCUGCUGUGUUUCUGAUUGUACUACUACUGUAACUGUGCUGAGAGGGCACUAGAGGGCACUACUGCAGUACAAGAGAAUGAGCAUGACUCUGCCCUCCUCCUGUAGAUGCUGUUAAUGUUGCAAAGGUCUCUAGAGUAAAUAUAUAUAUUAUGCAGUAUAUCCGAGUGGCUGUGUUAUUUUAAUAUUUAACUGUAACUGAUGGAUGUUUAUUAUUAUUCUUGUGGCACUUUUAGUGAUUGACAGAGGAUAAUGUAGGCUUCUGUGCUGUAGAAGUGAGCUUGAGCAGUGCUUUGCCGCCUUCUGUUUUGUUAAUAAAGUUUUUACCCAAGUACAUUUAAGAGGAGGCUCUUUCUCCCUAUAGAAAAUAUACAUGAGUAAUCAUCUUUAUUAUAUAUAUGUCUUUCUUAAGUCUUACUGUUUAAAAAUAACUCAUGGGCUCAGUUCUUAAAACAGCUGAAAAUAAAUGAUAAUUAAUUCAGAACAUUUAAAUUAAAACUAAAGACAGGAACCAAUGACAAACUGAAUAUUAACAGUACUGACAGUUAAAAUGUGUGUGAUGUUUGGAGGGUGAGUCAGUGUGUGGUCUGACGUUCCUGCUUCAAACACCCAGAUCCCACAGGUGCACGAGGAGACAGUUGAUAGUAAAUAAGAACUUUGUCUUACCUCUCUGAGCAGGAUCGUAGCCCCUGAGGUUCGCUGAGUCACCGGCACGAGGAGGCUGGUGUUCUGUGACGAUCCCAGAGCUGACACCUCCUCUCUGUUUCCAUAAAUAAGAAGCUCUACUUAAUCAGCAAGGUGGGUCAAAUAAGGGCUAAAGGGGAAAACUACAAAAUAUUUUCUGCAUAAUAUUGUCUGAUGGAUGAAAAACAUUUCCUGAAAUCAUGGAAAGACAGACACAAAUCUUCUUUUUUUUUUUUAAUCAGUUGUUUAAAACUACCUGUUAAAUAGAAAUUGAAAUGUGAUUUUAUUCAGAAAUGGUGUAUGAGCUCCAAAGUGUGUGAUCUUUCUGUUGAAGUUAAACAUGACUUUAAAUUAGAGAAGGACCGGUGUCACUCAGAAACACAAACCUCCCUCAGAAACAAAAUCUUUGACAGGAAUCUGAGUCUGGAACUUCUGAAAUGAAAACCAUCUGUAGGCUCAGAGACACAUUUUAACGAGAUACGAAAACUUCUUCUUUGAUCUAAACCUUCCACCCACAUCUGUACGUCUGUUUUUCACAGCUGGAUAAGUUUCAUGUAAAAAAGAUGUUGAAGAAAGUUGUUUCACUUCAUUCCUUCCAUUAUUCUGUGUUUAUUGUACUGUACAUGUUUGUGCUCUGUGAUCGUGGUCUCAAUUCAAUAAAUCUGAAACCUAAA